Molecule: messenger RNA, 1677 nt
Organism: Oldenlandia corymbosa var. corymbosa
Lineage: Eukaryota; Viridiplantae; Streptophyta; Magnoliopsida; Gentianales; Rubiaceae
Source: the annotation of a GenBank genome assembly
AUGGAAGAUAAAAGUGACAGCCUCAACCAUAGCAGCUGGAGAGCUGAGGAAGCUAUUGCUGGAAACUUUGAAGCUCUCCAGCUUCUAAGAGAACUCAUAACCUACCCUAUUCUAUACUCUCAAGAGUCUCGCAAACUCGGCCUUAGAUGGCCUCGUGGUUUGCUGCUCUAUGGCCCUCCUGGCACCGGAAAGACAAGUUUGGUCAGAGCGGUAGUUCGUGAAUGUGGUGCCCAUCUUAUAGUCAUUAGCCCACAUUCUGUCCAUAGGGCACAUGCUGGAGAGAGUGAGAGAGUUUUAAGGGAGGCCUUUACUGAAGCAUCAUCUCAUACCAAAUCCGGAAAGCCAUCAGUUAUAUUUAUAGAUGAAAUUGAUGCGUUAUGUCCUCGUAGAGACUCAAGAAGAGAGCAAGACAACCGUGUAGCAUCCCAGCUCUUUAUGCUUAUGGACUCAAAUAAAUCUUCAUCAACAUCUGGAUCUCAUGUGGUUGUGGUGGCUUCAACUAAUAGAGUGGAUGCUAUUGAUCCUGCACUUAGAAGGUCUGGGCGUUUUGACACAGAGGUUGAAGUUACUACACCUACUGAAGAGGAACGCCUUCAAAUUCUUAAGCUUUAUACGCAGAAGCUUCUGUUAGAUCCCACUGUUGACAUACAAGUAUUAGCUGCAUCUUGCAAUGGGUACGUCGGAGCAGAUAUUGAAGCUUUAUGUCGCGAGGCUGCUUUAUCCAUGGUUAGAAGAACUUCAGGUGCAAGUUUUAGUGGCAACUCAUGCACUAUUACAAUUGAGGAUUGGAAACACGCCAGGUCCAUUGUUGGGCCAAGUAUAACUAGAGGUGUUACAGUUGAAAUCCCUAAGGUUUCUUGGGAAGACAUUGGGGGUCUACAUGACUUAAAGAAAAAGCUCCAGCAAGCUGUAGAGUGGCCGUUGAGACAUUCUGCUUCUUUUUCAAGGCUUGGAGUGUCCCCUGUCCGUGGAAUUCUCCUUCACGGUCCCCCAGGUUGCUCGAAAACAACUCUGGCUAAAGCUGCUGGUCAUGCUGCCCAAGCUUCUUUCUUUUCCUUGAGUGGUGCAGAACUUUAUUCAAUGUAUGUGGGUGAAGGUGAAGCUUUGCUGCGUAACACAUUCCGUCGAGCCCGUCUUGCUUCACCAAGCAUAAUAUUUUUUGACGAGGCUGAUGUUGUUGCUGCUAAGCGAGGAGGGAGUUCGAGUGGCAGCUCAAAAGUAGGUGAGAGACUAUUAUCCACGCUACUAACAGAGAUGGACGGUUUGGAGCAAGCAAAAGGAAUUCUAGUGUUGGCUGCUACAAACCGCCCCAAUGCCAUUGAUGCUGCGCUGAUGCGACCAGGACGCUUUGAUCUGGUGCUUUAUGUUCCGCCACCAGAUUCGGAAUCUCGCUAUGAAAUUCUUCGUGUUCAUACCCGCGAUAUGAAAUUGGAUCCUGAUGUAGAUCUUAGCCUGAUAGCUGAAGAAACAGAACUGUUCACAGGGGCGGAGUUGGAGGGGUUAUGCAGAGAGGCUGGAAUUGUAGCUCUGAGAGAAGAUAUAUCAGCCACUGUUGUAUGUAAUCGCCAUUUCCAAAAGGUUCGGCAAUCUCUGAAGCCAGCGUUGACAAUGGAAGAAGUUGUCAGGUACUCCUCAUUCAUGAAGAAUCCCUUCUUGAAGUCAACUAGUACAAGUUAA